Molecule: messenger RNA, 3911 nt
Organism: Rhopalosiphum padi (bird cherry-oat aphid)
Lineage: Eukaryota; Metazoa; Arthropoda; Insecta; Hemiptera; Aphididae
Exons: 3
Coding region: 627-3911 (1094 amino acids)
Biological process (GO): DNA repair; telomere maintenance
Molecular function (GO): DNA helicase activity
Source: RefSeq, a predicted model, not a curated record
AUCUAUUAUAUAAAAAUAAGUCCGGUUUUCCUCCCUGACGCUAUAACUCCAGAACGCACGAACCGAUUUCCACGGUUUUGCAUUCGUUGGAAAGGUCUUGGGCUCCGUGAGGUUUAUAGCAAAGAAAAUUCUGGAAAAUUCAGGAAAAAUUCAACAGAAAAGUGGGGAAAUCGUUUUUCACAUACAGCGCCAUCUAUUAUACAUAGCAUGUACUUCAAACCAAUAGCAACGGUGCGUGAUAAAGUGUGUGACAGAUAUCAUUAUUCUCUGUUCAGUUAAUCUAUUAUAUAAAAAUAAGUCCGGUUUUCCUCCCUGACGCUAUAACUCCAGAACGCACGAACCGAUUUCCACGGUUUUGCAUUCGUUGGAAAGGUCUUGGGCUCCGUGAGGUUUAUAGCAAAGAAAAUUCUGGAAAAUUCAGGAAAAAUUCAACAGAAAAGUGGGGAAAUCGUUUUUCACAUACAGCGCCAUCUAUUAUACAUAGCAUGUACUUCAAACCAAUAGCAACGGUGCGUGAUAAAGUGUGUGACAGAUAUCAUUAUUCUCUGUUCAGUUAAUUUCAUUUAUUGUAAAUUAUAUGGAUCGUGCAUUUGAAGUUAAAUUCAACACUAUGUCCAUAGUCCAAAAUGCCUAGAGAACGACGUGCGAACAUCGGCCGCCGCACAAGACAUGCAAGCCAGCAACAAGUCUAUUCAAGGAACUUAAGAGAAGAAAGACAAAAUAUAAUAAGAGAAAAUGACCGAUUGAGACAUCGCGUGAGCACACGAAGAUCAUUGGCAUCAUACAAUCGCUUGGCAUUCCAAUAUGAUCCCACUGCGAACUACAGUGAUGAUGAAAAUUUGGAUAUUGGACGAAUGACGACUAUAUGCCGAUAUUGCAAUGCGGUAAAGUUCAAAAGAGAAACGGUUGGAUUGUGCUGCGCAAGUGGAAAAGGCAAACUGGAUCCAUUACUUACACCACCACAGCCACUGAAAACAUUGUUUGAUGGAAGUGAUCCCGAUUCCAGCCAUUUUCUUCAACACAUCCUUGAAUACAAUAACUGCUUUCGCAUGACUUCCUUUGGAGCUAAUAUCAUUCGAGAAGGCGGCUUCAUGCCGACUUGCAAGAUACAAGGUCAAAUAUAUCAUUUGCAUGGUUCAAUGGUGCCAACACCAGAUGAACCGCAUCAAUUUCUGCAAAUAUAUUUCAUUUCGUCGAUGGUGGAUCAGCUGAACGUGCGGUGCAAUAUACAGGGAGCACAACAGUUAAAGAGACGAAUUAUUGAACAGUUGCAAGCAUUUUUUCACGCUAAUAAUGCUGUGGUUAAUAUGUUCAAAACAGCAUUGGAACGAAUGCCAUCGGAUACGCACAAAUUUGUCAUAAGAGCGGAUUGUACUCCGACAGGUGAACAUGUGCGAAGAUUCAAUGCACCCACCGUUAAUGAUGUUGCUGCAAUUAUUGUUGGCGAUCCAACUAAAUCACGAGACAUUGUCGUUCAGCGAAGAAGCAAUAUCAUGCAUCGUGUAAACGAGACACAUCGUUUGUACGAUGCGUUACAAUAUCCAAUCAUUUAUUGGCAAGGGCAAGACGGAUACGACAUCACGUUGAAGAUGGUCGAUCCAAUUACAGGAGUAUCAACGAAUAAUAAAAAUCUAAGCGCAAUGAAUUACUAUGCGUAUCGUAUGAUGAUUCGUACACAUGAGGAGAAUGUCAUUCUGAAGUGCGGUCGGCUAUUCCAGCAAUUCGCUGUUGACAUGUAUGUCAAAGUCGAGACCGAACGUUUAGCGUUCAUCAGAUUCAAUCAGCCAAAGCUACGAUCUGAGGACUAUAUACACUUGCGUGAUGCUAUUCAUUCAGAUGGUGAUGUUCAGAAUAUUGGACGACUGACGAUUCUCCCAUCAACUUAUAUCGGAAGCCCACGCCACAUGCACGAAUACGCUCAAGACGCUAUGACGUACGUGCGAAAUUAUGGAACUCCGGAUUUAUUUAUUACGGUCACAUGCAAUCCGAAGUGGACGGAAAUUGAACGCGAGUUGGAACCGGGUCAAAAACCGCAAGAUCGCCAUGACAUAAUCGCCAGAGUAUUUCAGCAAAAACUCAAGGUUAUGAUGGAUGUGCUUACUAAGUAUCGAGUUUUUGGUGACACACGUUGUUAUAUGUACUCGGUGGAAUGGCAGAAGCGUGGACUACCGCAUGCUCAUAUCCUAAUUUGGUUGCUGAACAAAUUACAUUCAAAUGAAGUGGAUGACAUCAUAUCAGUUGAAAUUCCUGAUCCAGUCACUGAUCCCCGUCUACACGACAUUGUGACGACACAGAUGGUGCAUGGACCGUGCGGUGCAUUAAAUCCAUUAUCGCCUUGCAUGGCUGAUGGAAAGUGCACAAAACGAUAUCCGCGACCGUUAGUUGCUGAAACAGUCACAGGGAACGAUGGAUAUCCAGUUUAUCGUCGGCGUUCAAAAGAAGAUAACGGUCGAACUAUCAAAGUUAAAGUUCAAAAUCAAGAGAUUGAGAUCGGAAAUGAAUUCAUUGUACCAUAUUGCCCGCUGCUAUCACGAAUUUUCGAAACACAUGCAAACGUUGAGAGUUGUCAUUCGGCCAAAUCAAUCAAAUAUUUGUGCAAGUACGUCACAAAAGGCAGCGACAUGGCUGUGUUUGGUAUUGCGUCGGAAAAUGUGAAUGACGAAAUCAGCAACUUCCAAAUGGGCAGAUACGUCAGUACUAAUGAAGCACUGUGGCGAUUAUUGUCAUUUCAAAUUCAUGAAAGAUAUCCCACAGUUGUACAUUUAGCAGUGCAUUUGGAAAAUGGCCAAAGAGUUUACUUCACUGAGGCUAAUGCGGCACAACGAGCUGAGAGACCACCAUCGACAACAUUGACUAGCUUCUUUGCAAUGUGUGAAGCAGAUCCAUUCGCAGCGACGCUGAUGUACGUUGAAAUGCCCAAGUAUUACACUUGGAAUCAAUCAACAAAGAAAUUCCAACGUCGCAAACAAGGAACCCCAGUUCCAGACUGGCCACAGGUGUUUUCAACUGAUGCACUAGGUCGUAUGUACACUGUUCAUCCUAGAAACGAUGAAUGUUUUUAUUUGCGACUGCUGUUAGUAAAUGUACGUGGACCGAAAUCAUUUGCGCAUUUGAAAACUGUGAAUGGCCACCAAUGCCAAACAUAUCGAGAAGCAUGUCAACUAUUGGGUUUGCUGGAGAACGAUUCUCAUUGGGAUUUAACACUUGCAGAUUCAGUUGUUUCAUCAAAUGCGUACCAAAUACGAACGCUGUUCGCAAUUAUCAUCACCACAUGUUUUCCUUCACAACCAAUUCAGUUAUGGAACAAAUACAAAGACGCCAUAUGUGAAGAUAUCUUGCAUCGCUUGCGUAUUCAAACGAAUAAUCCUGACAUCCAAAUAACCGAUGAAAUCUACAAUGAAGGAUUGAUUCUGAUUGAGGAUCAAUGCUUGACUAUUGCAAACAAGCUAUUGAUUGAAGUAGGAAUGAUUGCGCCAAAUCGAUCGAUGCACGAUGCAUUCAACCAAGAAUUAAAUCGAGAGCUGCAAUACAAUGUUGAUACAUUGCAGGAAUUCGUUAGAAAUAAUGUUCCGUUGCUGAAUGAACAGCAAAAACAAGUAUACAAAACAUUAAUGCAAGCGGUGGACAAUAAUACUGGUGGUCUAUUCUUCCUGGAUGCACCUGGAGGAACAGGGAAAACAUUUGUCAUUUCAUUGAUUUUGGCCACUAUUCGAUCAAGAUGUGACAUAGCUUUGGCGUUAGCAUCAUCUGGAAUUGCGGCGACUCUUCUAGAUGGCGGUCGUACUGCACAUUCUGCGCUUAAGUUGCCACUCAAUUUAAACACAAUUGAUACUCCAACGUGCAAUAUUUCCCGAUCCAGUGCAAUUGGAAAAUUGUUAAUGCAAUGCAAGCUCAUUGUUUGGGAUGAGUGA